AUGACUACUAAUUUGAAUGUCGAAACGGAUGAAAAUGAAAUAUUAGAUUUUGAUAAAAUAUGUAGAUUAUGCCUUUUAGAAAAAACAUCUAUGUUAAGAAUAUUUACUAAGAAAAAAAAAAACAAUACUACACCCUUACCAAUUCGAAUUAUGAGCUGUGCUUCAUUAGAGGUAUACCAGGGUGAUGGCCUUCCUUCGAAAAUUUGCCCCAAGUGUUUGUGGAAUGUUAAUCAAGCAUACACUUUUAGAGAACAAUGUGAUGCUGCCAAUACAAGACUUCAAAAAUAUGUUCAUAGGCUGAAGAAUUUAGAUAAUUCUUCUAACAAUCAAAAUGAAACUCAAGAAGCUAUCCCACUAGAAUAUUUAGAUGAACAAAUAGUAAUUUCGGAACAUCCGACAGGAAGUAUUCAAAUUAAAAAUGAAGAAGCUUUAGAUAUAAAAACGGAACCGGAAGUCACUUACGAUCAAUCGGCUAUUAUAAAAGGUGAAAAUGAAGAUCGAGAUAAUGACGAAGAAGAUGAUAAACCAAUUAGUGAACUUAUAAAUUUCUCUAAGGUGUCCGCCGAGAGUGGUAAUACGGAAACGGAAGAACAAAAUACACUUUAA
Molecule: messenger RNA, 606 nt
Organism: Pediculus humanus corporis (human body louse)
Lineage: Eukaryota; Metazoa; Arthropoda; Insecta; Psocodea; Pediculidae
Exons: 4
Coding region: 1-606 (201 amino acids)
Cellular component (GO): nucleus
Molecular function (GO): zinc ion binding
Source: RefSeq, a predicted model, not a curated record